This is a messenger RNA of Penicillium manginii, 3918 nucleotides long. RefSeq lists its product as uncharacterized. Gene Ontology annotation, biological process: activation of protein kinase activity; mitotic G2 DNA damage checkpoint signaling; mitotic DNA replication checkpoint signaling. The record is from RefSeq and is a predicted model, not a curated record. The coding region runs from base 1 to 3918 and encodes 1305 amino acids. The transcript is spliced from 2 exons. Gene Ontology annotation, molecular function: anaphase-promoting complex binding. NCBI's taxonomy places the organism in Eukaryota, Fungi, Ascomycota, Eurotiomycetes, Eurotiales, Aspergillaceae.
AUGUCCUCCGCAUCUACACCGCGCUCGACGCGUUCCGCGUCGCCAGCGGAUAAUUCGCCCAACAUGCUUACUCCCGGCCAAAAAAUCAAGGCUAUGAUGGCGGAAUUCGACACUGAUAGUGAGAGUGACUCCCAAGCCACGAAAAAGAAAACUACAAUCCCGAAGCUGGACUUCGGUCGCAAUAACACAUCGACUACUACUGAAACGCGCCCACCUCAAUCUAAUAACGACAGCUCCGACGACUCGGACGAUACGGAUGAUAUUGUUCGACCCAAGGGUCGGAUGGCUGCUCGAAUGCAAGGUGCCGCUGACGAGAGCACUGAACAAGGGUCUGCCUUUUCCCGCCUGUCGAAUGCACUCCGAUCCGAGAAGGAACAAGCUCAGAGGACACGCGAGAAAAGUCCCGCACCAGCCCACGAUUCAAGCGAUGACGACCUACCAGUGAACGUGGCCAAGAGGAGGAAUCAUGCGCAGGUUCAGCGCUCUCCUACCCCCGCAGACUCACCUGCUAAUAGCCGUGCCGACUCGCCGUUGUUUGUUUCAUCGCCUGCAACUACCAGGCCGCAAUCCGAAGCUCUCAGCGACAAAGUAUCCGGAAGUGACAAUGAAGGACCUAGUAAGGCAAAGAAUGCCAGAUUCCUUGAACUUAUCGCUCAAAAACGUAAAGAGCGUGAAGAGCGGGAACGUGUCGAGGCCGAAGAAAAGGCCGCCAGACGAGCGAAAAUGGAGCACUUUAGCUCUAAUAUCCUAUCUGGUGAAGAGAGUGAAGCUGAUGAUCCAGGUUCCGCGCAUAAGUUGUCUCAGAAGGCUCGUCAGCCACGCAAGGCUAGCAAGAAGGCAUUGGAAGAAAUGAGCAGAGAGACUCAGCGGAUGAGCCGAAAUAUGCAGCUUGCUCACCAAGCGCAGACCAAGAAAAAAAUUACCAAGGAAAGCCUAUUUGCUCGAUUCAACUUUAUGCAACCCGAUCCUCCCCCAGCCGAACCCGCGGCGGCCAACUCGUCUUCCGCAGCCAACUCACAAAACUCCUCCGAUAUCGAGGGACAGAAAAAUGAGACCCCUCGCACUUCGCCUGUCCUUGGCCCUGCCGAUACAGGGAAGUCCACCACUACCAACGUGUCGGCGGAAGGCCAGACAGAAACAGUUGAAGAACAGGCCGACAUCGAGAUGACCGAUCUACCCACCCUCGAGGAGGCUAUUGCCGACACCCCAGUUGAACCGAAAGCAACAGACGCCCUCGUUGCGCCUGGGUCUGAAGUUACCGCGAAGUCACCCAGAAGUACCGUUCAGCCCAAGCAAUCCAUCCGAAGAAUCACCCCAUCCUCUGUUCGUGUCCUCAUGUCCCGACAAGAAGUUGCGCAGCAUCAGCAAGAUGGCUCAGACAGUGAUGAAUUGGAGGUCAUUACAUCUCCGGCCAAAGCUCGUCGCAUCGCUGCUUUCGAGAAUCUGCCCUGCCGCCAGAUGCAGGAAUCUGCCUCCAUGACUAGGCUCAAAGCCCUGGCCCAUCUCACUUCUCCCAACCGUAAGAUGAGCUCGAUGAGCUCCGCCGAACUCUCUGCCAGUCUUCUUUACAAGGCACGUCAACAGGCCGCUAAAGACAGACGCGAGCGUAUUGAAGAGCUAAGGGCAAAGGGCGUCGUAAUUGAGACUGCCGAGGAGCGUGCUGCCAUGGAAGAUAAUGUUGAAGAUCUGGUUGAGAAAGCCCGCCAAGAGGCCGACGACAUCGCUCGCGAGGAGCGUGCGGCCAGGAGGAAGGCGAAGGGUCUUGAUGCUGAUGACGAUGAGGAGGACGAUGAUGACUACGCAUUUUCUGGAUCUGAUGACGAUGCAUCCGGCGAAGACGAAGAUGAGGACGAGGAGAAGAGUGUCAGGGGCGAAACGAGCAUGUUCGAACAAGAGGCAGAUGAAGCAGAUGAAUCUUCCGGAGAUGAAUCGGAGGCGGCCGCCUCAGAGCCUGAAAUCGAAACCUCCGGAUCCAGGAGAAGACGCCGCACCCGCGUCGUUAGUGACGACGAGGAUGAGGAUGAAAACGAACAGCAGAUCCCCUCUACGCCUGUCCGGCCUCCAUCUCAUGUUCCACAGUCUGCUGAACGACCUAAUUUUCCCGGAAUGGGGACCCCGAACAUGUCUAUGGGCCUCACUCAAGCCUUUGCUGGCACUCUUGCCGAUGAGAACGCCAGCCAGCCGGGCUCUGGCACUAUUCCUUUCUCUCUCCCUGAUCCUGGCCGACCAGUUCCUCGACUUCGUGCUGAGGAAUCUGAGAUCCUUGUUAAGGACAGCCAGGAGCAAAAUAAUGAGACUGAUUUCAUGCCUGCCUACAAUGCAAAUGUCAACAGGGUAUCGGAAUCUCCCGCGGGACAUGGUUUCUCUAAUUACUCGCAAAUUCCGGAUCCGACGCAGGAUGAGGGCUUUGUCUUCUCACCAUUCGAUCCUUCCAAGCGCUUCAGAGGAACGCCGCCUGUUUCAACGAUUGACACCGUGAUUGUUGGCCAAAGCCAGUCACCUGUCGUCGAACGCAAAGGAAGAAAAAUUCGACGAGGACGUGCGGCCAAUUUGUCUGCUGUCGAGGAGCAAAAUGAAGACGAGGCUGAAUUUGAGAUCAAUGCCAAUGCUUUCAACGUCAUGAAGAAGGCGACUAAGAAGACAACAACGCCGUACGACAAGAAGAACAGCAAAGCAAAAGGUGUUGUUGACGAAGCUGCUGAAGAAUCCGAAGAUGAAUAUGCUGGCAUUGGAGGUGCUAGUGAUGACAGCGAUGGUGAAGAAGAUGUUCGCGAUCUGAACAUGAUCAACGACAACAGUGGCGAGGUCGUGGAUGAAAAGGAGCUUGCCGCUCUUAAUGCUUCCCAUCAACGAAACCGUGACGAGAAAGAUGUCGCUAAGUUGCUCAAGGAUAUUACCACAGGAGCUCUGCGUCGUCGUCGUGGCGGUGACGACGACCUUGAUCUCGAUGACUCGGAUGACGAGCGUGUUGCACGUCGACGCGAAAAGCAGCGCGAAUUCGCAAAGAUGCGCAGAGCUCUUCUUGCUGACGACAAAGUUGGAGCUCUCGCGGAGAAUCCCAAGAAGGCUGCCUUUUUUAAAGCCAUUGAGGAUCGCGAAGACCAGGACGACUUUGAGCUGGAGUUUUUGGAAGAGAAGGAGGGUGCAUCACAAGGCGAAUCCUCGCAAGAUGUAGCCGCCGAUAAACAAACUGAAGCUGGAGACGAUAGCAAGAAGCGCAAACGACCCCUUGAGACGGCUACUGAAGAUGCCACCAACCGACCUCCUCCUCAUCUUCGCCGAACAGCUGCUAGCGCGAUGUCGAAGAAGCCCGCUACCCUGGCCGAAGUCCGCGAGACUUUGUCCUUCCUCACCGAAACUCAUGAAUAUGACUCCUUCCAUGAGGAUGCCUCUAUCGACGGAGAUGACGAUGACCAGGAAGAGGCCGACACAAACACAUCCGGCAACGACGAAGCCUACUCCGAAGACGCCCAAUCCCAGCCCAAGGAAACCUUUGCCAAACCCAGUCACCCGCGCCGCACUCGUGGAACAGUCAUCGACCGACUCGCUCUCUUGCGCCAAGCAUCUUCCAACUCCGCAACGACAACUGGCUCCGCAAACAACAAAAUGGCAUUCCACAGCGGUGGAAACUCAGACGGAGCCAUUGGAUUCCGACCUCCCCAACUUCUGCGCCGUGUCACUUCCGGCUCUUCCUCGAGCAACUCAUCUGCGUCCAGCUCAUCGAGCAAAAUUCCCACCGCUGCAUCGGGACCUAAGAAGGGUGGUGCAGUCAACUCGUACACUGCUGCGCGUGAGCAAGAGCGCGAGAGACAAUUGCGUUCCAAGCAACGUAAUGGCGGAUCUAAUAUCGCCAAGCUGCUGAGCAAGCAUGCUGGUGGUGGACUAGGUUCGUUGGCUGGCAAGGGUCAAUGGGAUUGA